Lethenteron reissneri (Far Eastern brook lamprey) is the source of this 840-nucleotide messenger RNA. Its product is annotated as calmodulin-like protein 5. Lineage: Eukaryota; Metazoa; Chordata; Hyperoartia; Petromyzontiformes; Petromyzontidae. The record is from RefSeq and is a predicted model, not a curated record. Gene Ontology annotation, molecular function: calcium ion binding.
CUUGGCAAAGUCCCGCGUGCCAGGGUGUGGCACGGGGAGGAGGUCCCUUUUUGCGUCUAUAUAAGCGGCCGUCUCGGCAUUGCGCACCCCACAGUCCACUCUCAAGAAGUCUGCAGCAUCUCAUCCAUCACUCACCAUGGCACAAGUCAAUGAAGACAUGCUUCUGAAGCUGUUCAAAGCUAUCGAUACGGAUAAUUCAGGAACCCUCACGGCAAAGGAGAUUCUCGCCGUCCUAAAUGACCCAAAAUUGAAGUCACCUAAGAAGCACACUCUGAAAGAGGUGGAGGACUUGGUCGGGGCCAUAGAUACGUCCGGUGACGGCAAAGUGGACUUCAAAGAAUUCCUGCAGGUGUUCAAGUCCCAAAAGUGAUGAACCAACAUCUCCUGCCGGCCAUCACCAGUUUGCUCCAGCGUUCACCUAAAACUUACCAACAAUGUUUCUGCCUGAAUUUAUGCAUUGUCCUCCACAAUAUCAGAUAACGUGUUGUCUUUUGCAUAGUGCCAGAUGUUAAAUACCACAAUGCUGCGUUAGCAAAAGUAGGCACACGUGUUACAAAUUUUAACAAUAAAAUGUAAAUCUUAAAAAUAAAUCGGCCCAAAAAAGUACAUUUUUGUGAUUUUUUUUUACCAGCCAUGUUUUGAUGAAAUAAUGAAUAACAUGUGAGUGUGGUGCUCACCUCCCAGAAGCCCAUGUUUACAUCAGCAGAAUCGAAUAAAUUAAGCAGUGCCUGGUUGGUGUUUGGAAAGUCAUAAGAGUUCGGGUGGUGAUGAGAAUUUGUAUUUUUGUAUUCUCUAACUGUUGAUGUGUGGCACCCAAAAUAAAGGUUAAUGGGGAUUGGA